Molecule: messenger RNA, 1009 nt
Organism: Tinamus guttatus (white-throated tinamou)
Lineage: Eukaryota; Metazoa; Chordata; Aves; Tinamiformes; Tinamidae
Source: RefSeq, a predicted model, not a curated record
GUUACAAGCCGUGUGACCCGCAGGUGAUCAGGGACCGUGUGGCUCACAUGGAGUUUUGUUACCAAGAGCUGUGCCAGCUCGCAGCCGAGCGCCGGGCCCGCUUGGAGGAGUCUCGGCGCCUCUGGAAGUUCUUCUGGGAAAUGGCUGAAGAGGAGGGUUGGAUCCGGGAGAAGGAGCAGAUCCUGUCAUCCGAUGACUAUGGGAAGGACCUAACCAGUGUUGUGCGUCUUUUGAGUAAACAUAAGGCGUUUGAAGAUGAAAUGAGUGGUCGCAGUGGCCACUUUCAGCAGGCGAUAAAAGAAGGUGAAGACAUGAUUGCGGAGGAGCAUUUUGGGUCAGAGAAAAUCAGAGAGAGAAUUAAAGAUAUCCGGGAGCAGUGGGCUAACUUGGAACAGUUAUCUGCUAUUAGGAAGAAGCGUCUGGAGGAAGCCUCUCUCCUUCACCAGUUCCAAGCUGAUGCUGAUGACAUUGACGCGUGGAUGUUGGACAUCCUCAAGAUCGUCUCCAGCAAUGAUGUGGGCCAUGAUGAAUAUUCCACUCAGUCCUUGGUCAAGAAACACAAAGACGUGGCUGAAGAGAUAGCAAGCUACAGGCCGACCAUUGACUCACUGCAUGAACAGGCAAAGGCUCUACCACAGGAACAUGCCGGAUCUCCUGAAGUGCAAGGCAGAUUGUCUGGAAUAGAGGAAAGGUACAAAGAGGUUGCUGAACUGACCCGUCUGCGUAAGCAGGCCUUGCAGGAUACCCUUGCUCUUUAUAAGAUGUUCAGUGAGGCAGAUGCUUGUGAGCUUUGGAUUGAUGAGAAGGAGAAGUGGCUGAACAACAUGCAGAUUCCAGAGAAGCUGGAGGACCUGGAAGUGAUCCAGCACAGAUUUGAAAGCCUAGAACCAGAAAUGAACAAUCAGGCAUCACGUGUUGCAGUCGUGAACCAAAUUGCCAGGCAGCUAAUGCACAGUGGCCAUCCAAGUGAGAAGGAGAUCAAAGCACAGCAAGAUAAACUCAACACAAG